UGACGAUUUUCUACCGGUAGACCUGGCCAUCCUUGGCGGGUAAAGGUAUAACCACAUAGCAGAACGAAAAGUCUCGCUUUCUUUGUUCAAGGUCUUCCUCGUCUUCCUUCAUCUUUUUCCAGACACCUUCCGUUGCAUCAUUUUAAAGCUCUCUUCAGAACCACAUAGAUGAUGAAGUCGAACCAUCCCUACCAUCAACUCUAAGAUCGCAACAGUAUUUUUUUUUAUGAACCCAAAAGUUUCGAGGUUAGCUAAUAAUCAAUUUGGCUGAACCGAGGGCUAUAGAGCAUACUGAUCAGUCUUCUAUCGCGGCCAGCUUCCUUCCUCUUCUUGAUCAGAUUAAAGGAUUCCAAAUGAGGAAACAUUUGAAAAGCGAGAAUUCAAGUCCAAGACAUGGAAAAUGUAAUAAAAAAUCCGGUUGGUUAGCUGGAAUGCUUCAUGUGCUUGACUUUCACAACUGGAGAACUAAGAACCGUCCAAUCUGUUGGAAGACCCCAAGAACACAUUCCUUAGUGCGUGAAGCUGACGAACAAGAACCGUUUCUUGAUUCUAAAAACGAAGAUUCAAAGAUUCCAAGUGUUGUUGCUGAGAGUCCAACGAGACAACUACAGAAGCUGAUGACAGCAAAGCAAGUAACAGAGUACGUUGACUUUCUUGAAAUCUUGAACAAGGAAGAUGUUUUCGUCAAGAUACUGAAAGAUCCGAACUCGGAGUUUGGGAAGCAAGUUCAGAUCAAGUCUAGUCCAAGAGUUUUGCCCAAGUCAGGCUCGUUUCCCCUCUCUGGCUCUUCACGUCCCGCUAGGAUUGAGCACAAGCAGAAGGAGAAUUGGUAUGCUCCAACGCAGAACGCUGCCGUUUUGACUUUGAAUGUUUCAAGAGACGCUUCUCAGGAACACAAACCAAUCGUACCUUCUCAUGUCUCAGCUGUAAUAAAUGGAUUCAGAGGAAUCAAGAAGUUUAUGAAGAACAGAUUAAAAGACCGAAAGCACAUGAAGAAGAAUAAGAAGAGUUCGCUAGUCUCAAAAGAUGAUUCUGUGGGGAGAUACUCUCUGCUUUUGGAACAGAGUUUUAGAAGAAAAAGUGGUGACUUGCGUUCCAAGAGUUUAAAACUUUCCAACGAAGAGAAACAGAGCGACUUGAGAGAUGAUAAUAAACCACAGUUCUUCAGACGUGUGUCGUCACUGUCCAGCCUUGAAGUUCUUGGUUCAUUUCUGACCGAACUUCCCCGAAACAGUUCUGCAAGGAGAUCUGUAGACCUAGAUACUAACUUGGGACCCAAGAAAUAUCUAUUGCAAUCAGAGACUCUGGUAAGAACAGAGAAGGAAGAAGAAAAAGACGAGGAGCAAGAGGAGAAAAGCCAAGAAACAUUGACUUUACUAUCACCAGGUUUAGGUCUAAGUUCUUUAGAGAGUUACAACCAUGAAGAAGAAGAAAAUGAAGAUGUCUACUUCUGUUACGUAAAGAAGCUUCUAAAAAUUUCAGGCUUCCUUGAAAACGAAGUAAAAUGGUACUCAGAGGAACAACCACUGAAUCCAUCACUGCUCUACAAAGUUGACAUACAAGAUGAAGAAGAAAAGAACAAAGAGCUUCUCUUCGAUUUGGUUAACGAAGCAAUCGCUGAGACUCAGAACCAAUCACACAUCUAUUUCCCUAAGACUUUCUUUUUUGCGUAUCCAAAUGGGAAACGUUUUCUUGAUCAGGUCUGGAGAAGAGUCGAGUGGAGCCUCUUAGGGUUAGGAGCUGAGGAUAGUGAUCGUUCAUUGGAUGAUAUUGUGGGAAGAGAUUUUACAAAGGGUGAUGGAUGGAUGAAUCUUAGAGGUGAAUCUGAAUGGCUGACUCUUGAGCUAGAAGAUCUUAUUUUUGAUGAAGUUCUAGAUGAAAUACUUUGCGUUUAUUAGGGACAGUUUAUUAGUUACUACAAUUUUUUUGAUGGAAUGUUUUAGUUGGAUUUUUGUUCCUUUUUUUUAAUAUACAUGUAUAUAUGUUGACUGAUACAUAUUCGAGAUUUCAUACAGUUUUGCAGUAUAUGAGUAGUGCAAAGUUACUAGGUUUGUAGCCGAAA
Raphanus sativus (radish) is the source of this 2062-nucleotide messenger RNA. Its product is annotated as protein TRM32-like. Lineage: Eukaryota; Viridiplantae; Streptophyta; Magnoliopsida; Brassicales; Brassicaceae. The coding region runs from base 354 to 1898 and encodes 514 amino acids. The record is from RefSeq and is a predicted model, not a curated record. The transcript is spliced from 4 exons.